Messenger RNA from Adineta ricciae, 528 nucleotides. The record is from the annotation of a GenBank genome assembly. Lineage: Eukaryota; Metazoa; Rotifera; Eurotatoria; Adinetida; Adinetidae.
AUGUUACGAAAGUUUCAAACAUGCGACCCACAGGCAGCACAAACGUUUUAUCAAGUUUACUAUCUGGAAACCAUGCAACAUAUCUUUGCUGUCGUAGCUGAAUGUUCGCACACAUCGGGUUUAACGGCUCAUUCUCAAAUCUUGGCGAAUCUAUUCGUUAUUGUUGAACAAGGUUUAAUUAAAGUUCCAUUAGCAGCUGAAGUUCAGGAUCCAGCGCAAAACUUGCUCUAUGUUCAGCAAUUUAUGGCUAAUCUUUUAAAAACAGCUUUCCCACAUUUACAAGAUAAUCAAAUCAAAGUUAUUAUUGAAGGUUUCGUGACCUUAGACCAAGAUAUAGCUGGUUUUAAAGAACAUUUACGUGAUUUCCUUGUUCAAAUACGUGAAGCCACUGGCAAUGAUACAGCUGAUCUUUAUCUUGAAGACCGUGAACAAACAUUGAAACGUGCAGCAGAAGAAAAACGUAAAAUACAAAUGAGUGUUCCCGGUAUUCUCAAUCCACAUGAAAUUCCAGAAGACAUGCAAGAUUAA